This is a messenger RNA of Camelina sativa (false flax), 568 nucleotides long. Lineage: Eukaryota; Viridiplantae; Streptophyta; Magnoliopsida; Brassicales; Brassicaceae. The record is from RefSeq and is a predicted model, not a curated record.
GCUACUUCAAGUGCUAGACGAUGGGAGAUUAACGGAUUCGCAUGGGAGGACAGUCGAUUUUAAAAACACAAUUAUCAUAAUGACUUCUAACCUUGGGGCUGAACACCUUAUUUCAGGGCUUACAGGUGAAGUGGCAAUGCAAGAGGCUCGAGACAGCGCAAUGAAGGAGGUGAAAAACUAUUUCAGGCCAGAGCUGUUAAACAGAUUGGAUGAGAUAGUGAUGUUUGAUCCUAUGUCCCACGAGCAUUUGAGAAAAAUCGUUCAACUCCAAAUGAAGAAUGUGUAUGGUGCUAGGCCCAUUAGGAGAUGGCUAGAGAGGAAAGUGGUCACAGAUAUGUCUAUGAUGAUUGUGCGAGAAGAAAUCGAUGACGACUCCAUUGUGUGCGUUGAUGUAAAUGAGGCUAAAACUGAUCUUGUCUACCGAGUAGAUAAGCAUGUGGAAGUGAAGACUGAGCCAACGUCAGAUGUUGUGAGUCAUUCACGGAAUAAGAGGGGAAGUAAUAACGAAGGUAACAUCGUGACUCUAACCAAAAGAAUUAAAAAUGAAGUCAUAGUGUUAGAUUGAAGA